This is a messenger RNA of Symbiodinium sp. CCMP2456, 1499 nucleotides long. Lineage: Eukaryota; Dinophyceae; Suessiales; Symbiodiniaceae. The record is from the annotation of a GenBank genome assembly.
AUGGAUAUCUUUGGCAGUGAUGAGAUGCUGGCGGUUCUCGAGACAGGGGAGGCUUGCAAGCCGCACUUGCUCGGGAUGUGCUACGAGUUUUGUUUGCAGCACAUCCGCUCCAAGAAGACCCUGGAUGUGCUGCAGCGACACUCUGCCCUCCAACCCAUAGCAGAUUCUCUGGGCCGUGUGGUGAAGAUUUGCCGAUGCUUGGUCCAUCUCCUGGGGGGCGUGUGGCCUGAUUCUCAGGAGCCGACCUCUGCACAGGAUGUCGUGGAUUUCAUGCAAGCCAAAAGUGUUGGUGCAGAACGGCGUCUGCGUCUCGCCCUCUCCAAAGCAGACACAUUUUGGCAGCAAUCCUACCAGGACGUCUUGAAAUGUGGAUCCCAGGGUGUGCUUCUCGCGCCGGACAUGGAGCGGUUGCGAACGCUUGUGGAGCCGGACGAGCUUCAAGCAUGGGUGUCCGGAGAAAGCAUCACGGAGGCUGUCCGGAUCAGCCAAGCUUUGGAUGGCAAGCUGCGAGCUGUGGAGCUUGGCCCUGUGCUGAGCCAACUUCACACCUUGGGCAAGGCAUCGAUGCGGAGGGUCGUAGCAAGUACCGGUCGUGAGGUUCCCGCAGGGCUUGCACAUGCAUUGCUGCAGGCAGCCUUGUCAUUUAACCGCGUGCCAGGUUUCGAGUCUGCCAGGCUGGAACUGGAGGAGUGGUUGCGGAAAAACAGCACCCAGGUGGCGUCCAAAGAUCUCCUCCAACUGAUGCGUGCUGCUGUGGAGCCCGACCACGGCUUGGACUACGAGGUUGCCGUGAAGCUGCUGCAAAAGAUUGACGUGGACGAGAUGACAGUUCAGGACAAGGAGUCAUUGAAGGCAAGAGCCAACGCUUACAUGGAGGCCUUGGCAGAUUUCAUCGUGGAGAAGGUUGUGGAACCUACGCCAACCGAGAUCAACGCCGUGCUGCCUCUGCUGCUGAAACUCGCAGAGCUUGUCUAUGGCAAGAGCUCGCCCAAGAUGAUGUCUUAUGUCGACAGUGUUGUCAAGUUUGUGAAGGGUGCCGUGCUUUUGUCCACUACAUUAGCCAAGUUGCACACCCAGAGGUCCCAUGCAGCACGGCUGACAAGUGCAAGUGACAAAGAUUUUCGGCUGCUGCUUUUGCUGAAGCAGACACGAGCAGCGUUUCGCGAGAACGGAGCAGCCGUCUCGGCGCACCAGGCAGAGCUUGCCCACGUGCCGGAUCUUGAACAAGCCUUUGCCGCUUAUCCUUGGGCCCCGAAGCUCGAGAGAUUCAUCAAGGAUGCAACGUUCGUGGAGAUCGUGGAUGCACAGGUUGAGGUGUUCACGAGGCAGCUACAUGCGUUUGCACAUCGCCUCGCGCAAGACUGCCAGAACAUGGCGGAAGGACAGAGCUCUUGGUGGCGAGCUAAGGUUUCCAAUGACGCGCAGUUUCAUGUCCUCAGCCUUCUGGCGAAUGAGACCGUGGCCACCCUGGAUCCGGCUGUGCGCAAGUUGCCGGACUU